This is a messenger RNA of Hydractinia symbiolongicarpus, 1481 nucleotides long. RefSeq lists its product as uncharacterized. The transcript has a single exon. Gene Ontology annotation, molecular function: DNA helicase activity. Lineage: Eukaryota; Metazoa; Cnidaria; Hydrozoa; Anthoathecata; Hydractiniidae. Gene Ontology annotation, biological process: telomere maintenance; DNA repair. The coding region runs from base 714 to 1178 and encodes 154 amino acids. The record is from RefSeq and is a predicted model, not a curated record.
CGAGACAAAAAUCCAGAAGGAUAUGCGCAUCAUUUGCUCUUUAUGUUUUAUCCUUUUCGCCAGGAAGCAGAAUUGUUAAGUGAAAACUCGGGUACUUACACAGAGAAAUUAUUGGAAAACGGUGUAUUAGAAAUUAUAAAUACAAAUAAAAGAAUAUGCGAACUUGUUGAAGAAGCAAUGAUAAGUUUUCACGCAAAUGUAAAUAAUCUUGAUUCUUUCGCCGAACAGGAGAUUAGUAAUAUAAACAACCAUGACACUGACGAAAUUCAAAGUGAAACCGAAAAUAUCCCAGUUUUUUGAAACACUUUUUCAUCUAUUACUGAGCCUGGAAUUUCCGAAGACGAACUCCAUAAAAAGAUUCGAACAUUAAAUAAAACACAAAGGCAAAAAUUUGAAGCGGUAAAUGAUUGGGUUAGAACUUACGUAAAAGGUUUAGCAUGUAACGCACACCAUAAAAUUAAGCCAAUUUACAUUUUUCUAACAGGAAGUGCAGGUUGUGGAAAGUCCAAUUUAAUAACAACAAUUUCUGACAUGCUAAAUAAAGCACUUUCCUAUCGUGCAGGAAACUUAAAAAAGGAUAAAAUUCUCAUUUUAGCACCAACCGGUGUUGCUGCCAUUAAUAUAGAGGGAAAUACAAUACAUUCAGCCUUAUGUAUACCAGCGGAUAGAAGUUUCACUAAAAACAUUUCUAAGUUACGUGAUAAAAGAAAUGUAUGCUGCGAAACAAGCGUUCAGAACUAAGCGUUAUUGUAAUAGAUGAAAUCUCAAUGGUUUCAAACAAGCUACUUUUACAUAUUCAUCAACGGCUAACCGAAAUAUUUGGAUGCGCAGAUGACAUUCCAUUUGCAGGAAUAUCUGUUAUAGCAUGUGGCGAUUUCCACCAACUUCCACAAAUUCAAGCAAGACCAGUUUACGCAGAAUACAAAGAUGCAUUAUUAAAUCUUUCACAUUGCUGGAAGUAUUUUAAGAUUGCUGAACUAACGGAAGUUAUGAGACAGCGUGGUGAUCAAUAUUUUAUUGAAUUAUUAAACAAUAUCACAGUGGGAAAAUUAGAAAGUCGACACGAAGAUUUACUAAAAUCUAAAUUUAUUUCACCAAAUGACCCACAUUACCCCAAAAAUGCAAUUCAUAUAUUUGCUGAAAAUAACAUCGGACGAAACAAAUAUCGAAGCUAUUGAUAAAAUUCUAGAAAAUAUACCCGUGCAAUUAGUCCAAAAUCUUAAUUCUCGCACUCAAAUGGAAACAGGUGGACGAAACCUUCUGCUAAAACGUCAUGCAAAAGUCAUGUUGACGUCAAAUAUUGAUGUAUCUGAUAAACUCAUUAACGGACAGAUAGGUACUGUUCAUCGGUUGAAAACCGAUAGCUCAGGAAAUGUAAUAAGUAUAUAUUUGAAAAUGGAAGACAUAUAUACUGGACUUAAAGCUAUGACAACAGAUCCAUAUGCUAUUCAAGAAAAUGUUGUUCCAAUUGAUAGAGUAGA